Molecule: messenger RNA, 336 nt
Organism: Durusdinium trenchii
Lineage: Eukaryota; Dinophyceae; Suessiales; Symbiodiniaceae
Source: the annotation of a GenBank genome assembly
GAAAUUGCAGAAGCAGCUGCAAAGGCCAAGCCACCUGACCCAGCAGCCCAGAGGAGAUUGGCGACAGAAAAGAGGGAGACGGCGAAGGAGGCAGUGAAACCCUCUGACGAGACUUAUGUGGUAAAGCGCCACAAGAGAAAGGGCCAGGCAACGGCUUUUGCCUUGCAUGACCGCAAGGCAAAGAAGCAGCUGUGCCAGCUAUUGGAAACUGUGAUUCCAGACGCUGAAGUCCAAAUGAAUGGCCUGGCAGCUGACUUGAACUCUGGCAAGAUGCAAGUCAAGGAGGUCACCGACAUUGUUGAGCAGAUCAAGAGCAACAAGCGCCCUGAAGGUUAG